Molecule: messenger RNA, 399 nt
Organism: Monosiga brevicollis MX1
Lineage: Eukaryota; Choanoflagellata; Craspedida; Salpingoecidae
Exons: 3
Coding region: 1-399 (132 amino acids)
Source: RefSeq, a predicted model, not a curated record
AUGGGGCUCAACGCACGAUGGCCGGCGCCCGUGCUGGGCUGGGCCGUCCUCUUACUGGCGGCUGGGAUGUAUCAGGCCACCGCCCAACAAAUGACCCUCGAUGAUCUGGCCAAGCCCAUUCCCAUGACGCCUGGUGACUUUGAUUUGUUGCGAGAAGCUGGCACCUUUCCCAUUGUGCUGGCCUUUGAUCAGAAAGCUGCCGAUGCUGCCGGCAGUGAGCUCGAGGGCUUGGCCCGAGUCAUGCUUGUUGAUGUCCAAGAGCCCGACCAUCUGGCUCAUUUGGGCCUCGAAGCCGGCCAACUGCCCACGUACCGUGUUUUUGGGUACAAGGCCGAUGCUUCAGCCUCGGGCCAAGACUUUGAGGUCAGCGUCCUCUGCUGCAAGACUCGACCCAGUUGA